This is a messenger RNA of Eleginops maclovinus (Patagonian blennie), 2113 nucleotides long. Its product is annotated as probable G-protein coupled receptor 34. Gene Ontology annotation, cellular component: membrane. Gene Ontology annotation, biological process: G protein-coupled receptor signaling pathway. The transcript has 2 exons. NCBI's taxonomy places the organism in Eukaryota, Metazoa, Chordata, Actinopteri, Perciformes, Eleginopidae. Bases 718 to 1983 code for a protein of 421 amino acids. Gene Ontology annotation, molecular function: G protein-coupled purinergic nucleotide receptor activity. The record is from RefSeq and is a predicted model, not a curated record.
UGUUCUGGCUCCAGGAUUGUUAUCUAACAUCCACCUCUGAAGUUCUUCAUUUGUGUUGGUAUGAGGAUGAUAUUGAAACAACGGCCCAAACACGCUUCCAUCAGGAGAAACGCGCUGCAGCUUCUGAAGCACAGAAUCACAAUAGAAACCGGGACAGGAGCGCCAGGGGAAGUUCAGGGAUUAUAAAGUUACUGUUGUUGGAAACUCACCUAAAAAAAUAUGGUAAAUGUCAUGCGUGUGUGCAUUUGAUAAUUAAAGAACAGCACUUGUUACUGAAAUAGAGUUACUGCAGCACAAACAUGGUAAAAGUGUGGUGGGCUCACUUCCUGCCGUAAUGCUUUUUCGCACUUCUGGUAAUAAGGGAGAAUUGAACGGUUGUGGGAGGGGGAUGUUAACUGAGGCGGUGCCGGAUCAGAGUGACGCAGCCAGUGAGAGGAAGAGAGAGAAAAAGAAGCAGAGAGGAGAGUAGCGGCUGACUCUACAGAGCUAUCUGAGGGGGGGAAGAGGACAGUGCAGAGGUGCAGGAUUUGUGACUCAUUCAGAUACUGAAGAAAAAAGACUUGGGUUUAAACAAAUGAAUGGAGGUUAAAAGGGGAGUGGAUUUGCCGCUGCAGCUCUCGACACUUUCUCACACUUUCGGAAUGCAGCUGUGCUGAAGUCUCUCCAGGAGGAAUAUUGACGGACCAACGACCUUGGAGUCGCCACUCUUCCGACACAAUGACCACCGCUGCCCCCUCAAUGCUCUUCACUCCUUCAGCCUCUUCCUCGUCUAACUCCCUUUCUAGCUCUACUUCAACCCUCUCUGUUCCCGUGUUUACCGACUCCUUGCUUCCCAAUUCCUCCUCCUUUUCCCCAAACCAGACUGAGUGUUUGUUUGAUGACUCCGCCCUCCGCCUGCCUCUCGCCGUUUUCUACUCUCUGUUCUUCGUUUUUGGGCUUGUGGGUAAUCUCUUCGCCCUGUGGGUCUUCCUUUUCCUGCAUUCAAGCCGCAACUCUGUGCGGGUGUUCCUCAUAAACUGUGCCGUGGCUGAUCUGGUGCUCCUGGCCUGCAUGCCCUUCAGGGUGUUCUACCAUCUGAAUGGAAACAAGUGGGUGUUGGGGUCCGUCGCCUGCAAGAUGGUGGGAAACCUGUUCUACAUGAACAUGUACAUCAGCAUCACCUUACUGGGGCUCAUCAGCUUGGACAGAUACCUGAGGUUGAAGGGGAAGGGCAAAGCGCGGAGGUGCUUCAGGAUGACCCUGUGGGGGCACAGCCUGCCCUGGAGCUGGUUGGCGUGUGGCGCUCUGUGGGGGUUUUCCUUGGUGGGGCUGGUGCCCAUGAUCGCUAUGUCAGAGGAUAAAGAGUACAAGGGGAAGUGCUUCCAGUACAAGCACCGGAGUAACAAAGGCAAAGGGAAGGCCUACUUCAACGGCGUGCUGGUGCUGCUGUUCUGGCUCGUCUUCGUCAUGCUGGUGGUCUCCUAUGGCAAGAUCGCUUCCCAGCUGAUGAGGGUGUCCCGGGACAAGCCAGAACUUCCCAACGCGAACAGAUUCCAGCGGACCGCCAAAAAGUCCUUCUUCGUGCUCUUCCUGUUCACCAUCUGCUUCGGGCCCUACCACGCCUUUCGCCCCGUCUACAUCCUCUCGCAGCUGAGCGAUGCGGAGCCAUGUGAAUACCUAAUGCAGGUGGACCACAGCAAUGAGAUCAUGCUGUUGUUCUCCUCUCUCAACAGCUGUUUGGAUCCUGUCAUGUACUUCCUGUUGUCCGGCACGGUGCGCAAAACCGCCCUGCGCACACUUGGACACCGACUCGGCAACCGGCUCGCCUUCCUCAACGACGCCACGUCAAACAGCUCGACCAUGGAGUUCAGGCGAGGUUCUGUGCCUAUGGCUUUUCCCAACCAGUAUCUUAACGCCCCCUCAGGGACCCCCAGGACCAGCUUCUGCAUCAUCAACUCCACCCUGCGCCGCACAGGACUAAACACGGUACCGCCUACUGGCUAACGAAAUACUGGAGGAAUAAAUGUCUGACUUUUCCUGAAUAGUCCGGACUGUUUGCACAAUUCUCUGUAAAUCUAAUCAGUGCACAUAUAGCUUAAUAUUUUGUCAAAUAAAUAAACAUAUUUUUUCCUAA